This is a messenger RNA of Caenorhabditis remanei, 888 nucleotides long. RefSeq lists its product as uncharacterized. The record is from RefSeq and is a predicted model, not a curated record. The transcript has 3 exons. The coding region runs from base 1 to 888 and encodes 295 amino acids. Lineage: Eukaryota; Metazoa; Nematoda; Chromadorea; Rhabditida; Rhabditidae.
AUGACUGACGAGAAGGGUCCUGUUCCAGCUCCGGAGGAGCAAGGGGCGGGACUCGUCUCCUCCGUCUCUCCUCUUGGUGCUCGAAUAUAUCGACACCAAGCUCCGCUCUUUCUCGCUAAAACGUACCUUGGCCUCGUCGGCGACUUGACGUGGGAUCCGAAUCGAGCAAGCCCGAUUGGCGACUCCCCACGUGAACUUGUCAGCUUGGCUGGUCUCGUGACGCCCUGUCAAUCGACGCAAGUUGUCUUGUCCACCGUUUGGAUCGUACACCUUCAUUGCGUCCAAAUGCGUCUUCUCCAACCCUUUCAUCGCUUCGAAGAUUGCUGUGAGACCAUUAGGUUUGCGCAUUUCCGACGUGGAGAAGUUUGUGUGACAUCCGGCGCCAUUCCAAUCACCCAUUGUGACUUUUGGCUUGGGAUCGAGCGAGAUACAAACUCCGAACAUCUCAGCGACACGGUGGAGAAUGUUCCAAUCUGGUAUUCCCAUUGUCCUGGAGUUACUUCAGCGUUUGACGCAAACUCUCACAGAGAAGAAGAGACCCCUGUACACACCUGUUGGCUUCAUCUCGUUAUCCAAAGUGUCGCACAUUACCAAUACAUUGUGUCCUCCCGAAAACGGAUCAGGAAACACGGCGACUGGUCUCAAGUAGCGAUCCGAGUUGUCACCCUCGGCUUGUCCUGUCGACGAUCCAUCGUAAUUCCAGACCGGGUACUCGGAAACGUACUUUGGCUUCACGUCGAACGUACGGGUCUUGGCACGAAGUUGUUCUCCGGUUCCAUCGAUCCAAACGUAUGUCGCCUGACACUUGGAUGGAUGGGCUGGAAGACCCAUGAAGUGAUCGAUGGUGGCUUGUCCAAGUGGGAGACGGGUCUCGUAGUUGAGGUGUGA